This is a messenger RNA of Hippocampus zosterae (dwarf seahorse), 3522 nucleotides long. RefSeq names its product Cdk5 and Abl enzyme substrate 1 (gene cables1). Lineage: Eukaryota; Metazoa; Chordata; Actinopteri; Syngnathiformes; Syngnathidae. Bases 313 to 1974 code for a protein of 553 amino acids. Gene Ontology annotation, biological process: regulation of cell cycle; nervous system development. The transcript is spliced from 10 exons. The record is from RefSeq and is a predicted model, not a curated record. Gene Ontology annotation, cellular component: cytosol.
UACCUUUUGUAACAACCUGUACCACUCAACAGUUAACACUCGUGUUGCGCGUCGACUUGCUCUUGAACAGCCAGAAAAAGGGUGGAGGAAAAUAGAGGGCGCCUGAUUGGUCCAGACGCACCCCUUGCAACAGUAUCUGCUGUAACCACGUGACCUGGCUGUUUUCAACCCACUUCCACGCGUGCAGUUAAAAAGACGGACAGUGUAAGUCGGCGUUAUGUACACCCACCCAAGUACUGAAUAUUUGAAGGCACGCUUCGAUGCAUCGUAGGUGAGGAGAGAGAGGUGGUGGAGGAGGCGGGUGGGCGAAGCAUGGCGACGGCCGCGAGUAGCAGCAGCAACAGCGGCCCCUCCACGGCCACGCUUCUUCACGGCCACCGCAUCAACAACUCGCAGACGCGGAAACGCAUCGACCCGAGGCGGAGGCAAGCGGCGCUCUCCUUCCUCAACAACAUCUCCCUGGAUGGGCGACCUGUGCAGGGCGAGCGCCAGGAGGCGGGGGACUGUGUCGAGGAACGAGAGUCUGAAGUCCGGAGUUGCGUGAUGGAUCGAGGCGCCUCUACCUCCACCUUUGCCGCCUCCUCCUCCUCGACUGCCGCUCUUGCGGCUGCCGCGACCACCUUAGCCAACCAGGCUCUCGUGGCCAGCAGCCGAACCACCUCGGUGGCUUCGGCUGCAUCCGCCGCUUCAGAGCCCGGCGAUGGUGAACCCUUCACUCCGGCGUUCGCUGCUCCUGCGAGCACGUACGGCUCCCCUCUCUCGGCUCUAGCCGCCUCGGCCCGGGGGAGACUGCAGACAUACACUCCGGGGGUGCCGCCCGUGGCGUACUCUAGACAAGGAUCCCAGAACUACUGCCUGGAGGGCGGACCGAUCGCCAACUCUGCCAUGGAGCUGCAGCGGUCGAGACGCCGGCUCAUCUCCCAGCGAUCCUCGCUGGAAACAUUAGAGGACAUUGAAGAGAAUGCUCCUCUGCGCAGGUGCCGAACCCUGUCAGGUUCCCCUCGACCAAAGAGCUUCAAGAAGAUCCACUUCAUUAAGAACAUGCGGCAACACGAUAUGCGCAAUGGAAGGAUAGUCCUAAUCAGUGGCAGAAGAUCCUUCUAUAGUGUAUUUUCAGUGCUGCCCUAUCGAGAUUGUAGCCAAGCGGGGGACGCGAAGAUGGAAGCGACAGGGCGCCAGCGACACCCGUCCGGAGGCGUCAGCGCCAAAGAAAUGGUCAUUGGCCUCGAGGGGGUUGAGCUCGGGGCUGAUGGGAAGACGGUGUCGUACACACAGUUCUUGUACCCGACCAACGUGCUGGGCGGGCGGCGCAACACCAUCGAUUCCACGUCGUCCUUUUCGCAGUCCCGCAACGCCAGCCACCGCAGCCUCAGCCUGGCCCGCGCCAACAGCAACCAGAGCAGCCUGGACACCGGUAACGACAUGAGUGAAUUCCGCGAGUAUGACCCCAAUCUUCUGGACGACCCUCAGUGGCCUUGCGGCAAACACAAGCGAGUGCUCAUCUUCCCAUCCUACAUGACGACAGUCAUAGAGUACGUGAAACCCUCCGACCUGAAGAAAGACAUGAACGAAACCUUCAAGGAGAAGUUCCCUCAUAUCCGCCUCACACUCAGCAAGAUCAGAAGCCUGAAGCGCGAGAUGAAGAAGCUGGCCCAGGAUGAGUGCGGCUACGAGGAGCCCACCGUGGCCAUGGCCUUUGUGUACUUUGAGAAGCUGGUGCUGCAAGGCAAGCUCAACAAGCAGAACCGCAAACUCUGCACGGGAGCCUGCGUCCUGCUGGCGGCCAAGAUCGGCGGCGAUCUCAAGAAGCACGAAGUCAAGCUCCUUAUCGACAAGCUGGAGGAGAGGUUCCGCGUAAACCGGCGCGAACUGAUCGCCUUUGAGUUCCCCGUCCUGGUGGCGUUGGAGUUCAACCUGCACCUCCCCGAGCACGAGGUCAUGCCGCACUACAGACGCUUGCUGCAGACCUCGUAGCGGCAACCCCCCGCCCCGCCUACUUCAAGCCACGGCACCGCUCGGUUGGGACUGCACUGCUGCAGAACUUGGUCCACACCUUUUUUCCCCUCUGCUGCCAUUUUGGAUAUUUUUGACUCUCUCCUUGUUGACUUUGACAACUUUGUAUAAAAAUACAAAGUUGGGGGGUGAAAUGGAUCUUUUUCUCUUUUAUCGUUUUUUUUUUAAUCAUCAAUCUGCUUUGCGUGUCAUUGCUUGUGGCUCAUCGACCAUCUUAAAAAGUGCACUUUCACCCCCCCUCAGAAUAUUACCAGAUUUAUUUUUAUUUUUUUUUUAAACACGGCUCCGGAUUGCAACAGUUGGAUCUUUUCUAGUACAUGCAUGAGGAAACAACAUUUGGACUCCUUUUUUUCCUCUCUCUGUCAAAUUCAUUGUGCUUUUGACCAGUGUGUAAUCUUCAUCUGCUCUAUGUUAGAGUGUAUCAUUAGCACCUUAAGGUGCUCUUUGGAUGGGUGGGGGUCGUUUUUGGAAGAAUGUGGGUGUGGCCACAGUGGAUAAAAGAUAGAUGAUACCGGCCGGCUUCCAAAUGCAGCUCAUUUGAGUCAUUUUCACCUUCGGGAAUGGGCUCUUGAGACUUUAACGCCCGGCCACCCAAGGUCAUAGCAAUCGUGAAGCUGUUGUUACGGUGCUCAUUAUCUUUUAUCUCUUUUUCAUGGCAAAAUGAUCGGCCAAAAAAAGCUUCACAAAUUUGCAUUGCCCGUCUGACAAGAGUCUAAUUCUGAUUGGGGCUCAUUUGGGCAAAUUUCCCGGGAACAGUUGGACCCAGUACAAGUGCUGGAAUUUCUCCAGAAUUGCCGUUUCACAACAAAAUGUUCAAUUUCAGGCACGGGUAGCUUGAGACUUUUUCAUGUGUCCUUUUAUGUUCGACGUCCACCUAAUUUUGCGUUGAUUGGUGAAACUGGUGUCACAUGUAAAUUUUCAUGGCAAAUCCUCAAAAUAAUGUAGUUUUGCUGCCAUGCUCCGCCCACUUCCAAUGGCAUAGGGGGAAAAAGCUUUUUCAAUUGCGGUCAUCUGUUAAGGAUGCCUGCUUCUGAUUGGUGCUCAUUUGGGUGAGCCUUGAAAUUCACCCCAAAUGGCUGAUGUAGUUUGUUUUAGGCAUGGGCUCUUGAAUUUUUCAUGCAUCCUGUUAUGUGUCAGGGGCUUCUUUAUGUUCCAGGGGGCGCUAUCGAGUGACUUUUGGGGCAAGGUCAUGUUUGGGACCACCAAGUAAAAUAUAUCAAUCUUUACCAGGAUACUUGGCAAUGCCUGGUGCUAAUCAUUUGAUUUGGUAUGUUUACAAGUUGUCUUAUAAUCCUCCUUCGGGAAGAAAUUUUAAAAAAAUAUAUAAAGAGCUGAGAUACAUUUGCAAUUCAGGUAAGACAAAUCUCAAAAAUGUGAUGAGGGGCUAUUUUCAAGUGUAAAAAGAAGUUGCUGGCACACCCUAAAGAUUUCAGAAGCUAAGAAAUGACUGACAGUCAAAAAUGAUUACCGCUUCAUUAUCAUUGUAAAUAAAUCACGUUGCUUGUCGGA